Molecule: messenger RNA, 321 nt
Organism: Aspergillus luchuensis
Lineage: Eukaryota; Fungi; Ascomycota; Eurotiomycetes; Eurotiales; Aspergillaceae
Exons: 1
Coding region: 1-321 (106 amino acids)
Source: RefSeq, a predicted model, not a curated record
AUGCAAAUAGCAACGGCAAUAUAUGGAAAGGAUACUGGGCGUCUCCAACUCCUUGUGCACGGUAAAUUUCCAAAAGUGCGAGAACUAGCCUGGUGGAGUCCCUGGGCCGGCUCACGUCCGAAAUACAGCCUCUCCAUGAGGGAGGCAACCCGAGAAAAGCUCACCUCGGACUUCUCUGCGAGACAACAAUGUCCGGGCCAACCAGGACAGAGCCAGUUGAGUCGGCGUCUGGAGACCACCAGAUGCCAAGAUGGGCCAGUCGAUCCAUGCGUCCACAACGACCGGGGAGAGAGGAGGUUCUUGUCGCGCUGCAUGGCUUAA